GAAACUAUUCGACCAGAAUAUCUAGGUAGCAUUGCAGAAGUUAAUGUCACAAAAGUUUGUCUGAUAUUUGACAUUUUUCAUAAACUAUUACAUUUUCCAGUGCUGAUGCAACAUCAUUUUUUCUUUGAUCCAUUGGAAAUAAGAAGAGAAACACGUUAUCCGAAACAGCAAGACUUAAACUACGGCCUUUCAACCCAAGUUGGGAAUUGGUUUGAAGAACGUCAGACCUAUAAAAAGAAUUUUUUCAAACAUUCGUCAUCGUAUUCCAACGAUUUCACUCCAAAGCCAUACUCCAAAGUUGAAGCCAAUUUCAUUUGGUCGGAAAAAUUCAAAUCAGAAGGAGUAGAUCCAAUCGUACACACCAGAUAUGGAUGCUUGGACCACCCGAAUUUUUUCGAAAAUUUUUCUACGACUUACGAUCUAUCUUUCAACCACUACCCGAAGUGGUACAAACACUGUGGCAACAUUAAUAGGAAGUUGAGGUUACGAACACUGCAGUACGAACCACUUGAUGACUACAUAGACAGUUUUGAUAAUAUAACCAGACAAGGGUUAGUAGAGCAGAAGAAAGAUGACUGGUGCCAGGACAAGUGGAGCUCAUUUUUCACCCAAAGAACACAUAAUCAGGAAACGUUCAAACCGCCAUCUCAACAAGACUACAAUUUCGUUCGACAUGCACCGCCAAAGUGUAAUUCCAGUAGAUUCUAUGCUGCAAAUUUGAAUGCAGCCAAACAAUUGUUGAGAGAUGGUGUACCAGCCUAUACUGUUGUACCCAGUUUCGAUUUAGUAAGAGUCCCAACGGAAUCAAGAUGUGAUCCUUUAACUUGGGAAUGUCCCAAGACCAAAUAAAAUAUAUAUUAUAAAAUUUAAGAAAAUAUUACUUUUGUAUAUAACAUUAUAUAAUAUACAAUAUAUUUUAUACUGAA
Coccinella septempunctata (seven-spotted ladybird) is the source of this 926-nucleotide messenger RNA. RefSeq lists its product as uncharacterized. The transcript is spliced from 5 exons. Bases 106 to 849 code for a protein of 247 amino acids. NCBI's taxonomy places the organism in Eukaryota, Metazoa, Arthropoda, Insecta, Coleoptera, Coccinellidae. The record is from RefSeq and is a predicted model, not a curated record.